UGAUGGGUUACUUUUCGUUGCACAGCACCAAUAGAGGAAAUCCCUGGACAAAUCUUAAAGUGUUUUCCUUUUAAAGUGUCUUUUUUACUGAACAUAAAAGAGCGGAAAGGUACAAUGCUGGGGUUUCCAGAAAUAUACUUAAGCAUGAUAUUCCUGCUGCAUCUUGUUUGGGGAAGAGUAAUCUACAAUGGAAACGAUGUGUUUUUAGAAGAGAAGUCCGCAGGCUCGUUUCUCUCCCGAACACUGCUGUAUAACAGUUGGGACUUUGAGGUAGUGGUUCCUGACAAUCUAGAGAGAGAAUGCCACGAAGAAAUUUGCUCAUAUGAGGAGGCUAGAGAGGUGUUUGAAGAUGACAAACAGACGGCCACUUUUUGGAAGGACUAUGUCAGUAGUCACGAGACUUUGCCAGUGGUGGAUGUGUCUGGUCUGGUGGCUGGCAUUUUGGCUAUUUUAAUAACAGCCAUUAUAGUCACUGUGCUUGGCAUUUAUUGCUACAAGAACAGAGGCAAAACUGCGAGAGGGGGCAGUGUUCCUGUACAUAUGGCAGUGGAUGGACGUUCAGUACCUGAAUCUGUGCCCUUAACUAAUAUCGUGGCCCCAGGUCUUCCCUCUUACAAUGAGGCUCUGACCCGCAGUGGGCAGCAUGAUGCACCCCCACCUCCUUACUCUGGGGAAGGUCCAUCUGAGCCACCAGAUACUCAAGAUGCUGAUCAGUGACAAAGAGAAGCAAUUGUUUUUAAAAUGGGGGGUGGUAUGGGUUUUACUUGUGAAAAGGGAUUGUAGUGAAGCCACUUUUAUGGUCAUCAGACACAGAGAAAAAAGGACUGUUGACAGCAAGUUUAAUUUCAUUCACAAAUUAGGUCAUUUUAUACCCAUGCCACCACAGUGUGUAUUCUACAGUAAAUGCUUUUAUUUUUUGAGAGCAUAAAACUGUCAGUGUGUGCACUGUCAAUAAUUUCAAAAAUCAGGGUUGUGUUCAAUGUAUAGAGUGCAAUUCAUUAGUCUUGUUAAACGGAAUUAACACAGUUGUGUUACUAAUAAAAAAUAAUACAUGUUUAAA
Molecule: messenger RNA, 1060 nt
Organism: Myxocyprinus asiaticus (Chinese sucker)
Lineage: Eukaryota; Metazoa; Chordata; Actinopteri; Cypriniformes; Catostomidae
Gene: prrg2
Product: proline rich Gla (G-carboxyglutamic acid) 2
Exons: 8
Coding region: 115-717 (200 amino acids)
Cellular component (GO): extracellular region
Molecular function (GO): calcium ion binding
Source: RefSeq, a predicted model, not a curated record